Messenger RNA from Chelonus insularis, 4512 nucleotides. RefSeq names its product serine/threonine-protein kinase 11-interacting protein. Gene Ontology annotation, molecular function: protein binding. The record is from RefSeq and is a predicted model, not a curated record. Gene Ontology annotation, cellular component: cytoplasm. The transcript is spliced from 8 exons. The coding region runs from base 432 to 4175 and encodes 1247 amino acids. NCBI's taxonomy places the organism in Eukaryota, Metazoa, Arthropoda, Insecta, Hymenoptera, Braconidae.
GCAAAAUGUGGCUGACUGAUUUAUCAAACAAAUACAAUAAUAAUGUAAGUUUGAGUCAUACAAAAGUAUUUUUGUAUUAUUGCCAAUGCAGAAGUGUAUAAAAGACAUAUGUAGACGACAAAUAAGUUCUGAAGUUUAAUUAUAUUGAACGAAUUAAGUGAAAUGAAUUUAAAAGUUAAUGUAUAUUACAUUAUGUAAAAGCAUAAUAGUGAUUAAAAAAUGUACUGACACUAAUUAUUCUUACGAAAACUAGUGUUGGAUCAUAGAUCAAAAUUAGUUACUUAAAAAUUGAUAUUACAAUCAAACAUUAUGAUCUUAUAUGAUGAUAAAUGCACUUGUCAAUAUUUUGUUUUGAGUAGUCAUAUUUGUAAUAUUUCAUUUCUUCUCAAUCGACGGUUUUUUAUCAAAUUCAUACGUCAUCUAAUCAAAACAUGGCUUUAAAUAGAUCAUCAGGCAUGUCUAACAUGCCAGAAUUAAUCGAUCUGGCACAAAUUUUGAGAAAAAAUGGCGAUCAAGUAUUGAGUGGAACUAGUAAAUUGUUAUUAUCAACAAAACUUUUGCAUAACCUAAAUGAUGCCUUUUCACUGAUCGUUGAUGACUCAAGAGACUUCGAAAGUUCAUUUCAAGUUUGUAAUAGUUCUGAAAUUGAUUUAUUUCGUGAUUUGAAAUUCCUUCAUGAUUUUGUACAAAAGACGAUUCAUUUAAAAAUAAUUCAGACUACUACUGAAGGUGGAAUAGAUAUAGAUAUAACAAAAUUUCGUCACCUCAAGUACCUUGAGCUUCAAAAAGUAUGCAUAGAUUCUGUUAAAGGUAUUCAAGGUAUUCGAGGACAAUUAGAGAGUAUAAGCUGUACUGGAGGUGGUGGUGUUGGAACAAUAGGCCGACUAUUGGCAACAUGUGGAGGUGAUGCAGGCGUUGGUUUUGUUUGGGCAUCACUGAAACGAUUGGCUUUACCUUAUAAUAGUCUUGGAAGGCUUGACAAAUCACUAGAAUUAGCACCAUGGCUUGAAACACUUGAUUUAAGUCACAAUCGAAUUAAUGUUGCCACAGAAGUAGACUGUCUUCCAAACUUAAAACAUGUGAAUCUAGGAUUUAAUAAAUUAGAGACUGUUCCAAUGUUCAAUAAAGCAACUUAUCGAAAUCUAAGAACAUUGGUAUUAAAAAAUAAUUAUAUAGAUAAUCUUAGUGGACUCCAAAAUUUGGAAUUGGCAGAAUUAGAUUUGUCAUAUAAUUGCUUGAUUGAUCAUUCAUCUCUUUGGCCUUUAGAAACAAUUACGUCAUUGUUGUGGCUCAAUCUUGAAGGGAAUCCCAUAUUUUAUCAUAAAAAACAUCGGAAUCUUACUCUCAAACAUCUUUAUCCUUCGUUAGCAGAAAGCAAAUUUGUUCUUGAUCAUCAACCUUUGACUAAAUCUGAAAAAAUUAUUGUCUCAGGAAAUCGACUAUUCACAGUUCGAAAUAUUAUAAGUUCAUCAAAAGUUAGUACAAUAAAUGAAUCUGCAGAGCCUGGAGUCAGAGAGAGCACAUCAACACAACCAGUAAAUGAUUUAUCAACUUCCCAAGUUCCGACUAGUGCGGAAAAAUCUUUUACGAAAAGUAAAAGAAAGCCGAAUGUUCGAGAAGUAGAUAUUGCUGAUGAUGAUACAAUGAAAGAACCGAAAUUAAAUGAUUUUCAAACUACAUUAAAUUUAUUAGAAACUUCUAUGGAACAUCUAGAAACGAAGAAAAAAAUUUUGGCUUUAAGAGAAAAAUACGGAGGUGAUAAGUGGUUGAGUAGUGACUCUGGAUCUUACAUUCAAGACAUUAUGGGUUUAGAAAGAUCACGAGAGUGUAUAUUAUCAUCAACGCCAGCUAUUACCACUUGUAUGAUUGAUGCGAACGAACAAAAUAAAUCAAUAAGUCCAGAAAAUGUUUGUUUGAAUGAUAACACUGUUACUGAAGAUUCAAGUCAUGAUGAAAUUAAAAUUAUUCAAGAAUCAAAAACAAAUUUGGAAGAAAUUUUAGAGCAAACAAAGGCUGAAAUUGCUCAAAUUGAAGCACUAGAAAAUAUAUAUGAUCCUGAAAAAGAUACUGGAGAAUUAUUUUUAGUGCGAAAGAAGAAUGAAAAUAGCGAUGGUGAAUCAGAGGUGCUCUUGAUAAUAAAUAAAGAAAAUAUUAAAGAAGUUGAGGCCAUUACUAGAAAAAUCAAAUAUAAAUGGUCAAUCGAUACUGUAAUUUCUUGUAUAAUGGGUAGAGGAACUAUACCUACGAUUGAUUUUAUUUUUGAUACAACUCGAAGAGAUCGACAAAAUCGAUCAUAUUUUGCUGAAUCUGAAGAUGCUGUGAAAAUAGUUAGAAUUAUUGGAGAUUUAAUCAAAGUUAGACCAAUAUUGUUGACAAUAUUCAAAUGUAUGAAAUGUUCUACACAUUUUUCUCAAGAUCCUCAAUCAUCAUUAAAUGUAAUAAAAAGUAAAACUAUAAAAUCUCCCACAUGUCCAUCUUGCAACAGUACACUAGUUAUUCAGACUGAUGAACUGAUGACACCUGAUUUAGAGAAUGAAGAUCAUAGAGAAGUGAUAGAUAAAAAAGAUGAACCAAUGAAAGAAAAGUUAGAUAAUUUAAAAGAUUCCAAGGAAAAUUCACCAAGUGAAGGAGAUCUGGAACAUUCUACAUCACAUUCAAGUAUUGGUGGAACUGAGGGUGGAGCUAUGUGCAUCACCACUUCUAUGGUGUACUCCGACUCUCGGCCCCAAGCCCAAGUCUGCUGUUCAGCAACUAGCUUAGAUGAUUCUCGUGAAUCUACACCUUCAACUGGUGCAGUAAUGAAAAAAUAUGAAAGUGAUAUUGAAAUAUUAAGCAAUCCGAGCCAAAGUAGUAUCGAAGUAUUGGAUGAUGGAUCAAAGUCUCACUCAACACCAAAUCGCAAACGAUCCUCAGAGGAACGACGAAUUGCUAUUGCUCCAACCCUUUUAACAAUUCCAGACACAACACCUGUUAUGGCAGGUUUAACAGAAAGUAGUUCAUCAGGUUCUUUGACUGAUAGUAUAUGUACAGCAUAUGAAAAUAAAAAAUUAGAAGCAUUAAAAAUACCUGAACGAAGAUCUCAAGUAAAAGUUGAUCACGAACCUGAACACAUUGAAAAUGUUGAGAAUACGAAAGAAUCUUAUGCGUCAGUUUCCAAUCUUACUUCGAUGUUAGGAGACUUAUUAAGCAGCAUGAAAAUUAGUACCAGGGGAUCACCAUCCAAGUCAGCUGAUGAACCUGAAUAUUUAACAAGCGAUAUUCAAUACUCCUACACUAAUUUCUCCAGCAUUGAUCACAGGAUAAAACUUCAUUUAAUUUUGAACGUUUUUGAAUUGGAAAAUGAAGAAUUAGUUUUACUUCUUAGAGCAGAAAUUCUCUUACAAAACCAAAUUACAACCUUUCCUGGUUGUUUAGUUUUAUCAACAUCUAAAAUUUAUAUUUUGACAAUUACUGGAAUUGAAGGAGAAGAUCCAUCACGAUGGCUGCAUAAAAAAAUGAGUUGGACUAUGGAUAGAUUAAGAACAUUUGCUCCAUUGCCAUUUAAACAAGGCGUUUUAGUAGAACUGGAACAACCUAACCGAGUAAAUGAAGACUUGUCACACUUCACUGUUUUAUGUAUCUUACAAGAUUUCCAAAGGACUUCUAAUUUUUUAUUUUACUUGACUGAUUUACCUUUACCUACUAGUUGUGAAGUCGAAUUUGCAAUCCCUGAGCAGUGCACAACUGCAAUACAUAAUUUAAUGAUGGCUUCUAAAUAUUAUCGAACUAACGACGCCGUCAGAAUUUUUGCACUUUUUUCAUCUGCUAAAUUAAACCUGGAGAAUCAACCAGUUAAAUUAAAAAUUGGUGGUUUACUCAUUACAACUUCGACGUUAAUUUUAACGGAGGAUAAAUUAAAUUGGCUUAUUCCAGAUUCUAAUAACGAUCCAGCAAAAUUGACUGAACAAGCUAUGAGUAAUUUAAUAGAAGUGGUUUCUGAUGAAAAGGUGCUGGAGCUCAAUUUUCUUGAUGAAGUAGUCGGAAUCGAAGAAAUUUGGACAUUAACAUUUGAAUCUACCGAAGCUGCAAGUGCAGUAAUUAGUGCAAUUAAACCACCUUGGGAAGAAUUAUUUUCUGUACCACUUCAAAUUACUACAAAAGCACAAUCUGAGAAAUCUAAUAAUAAAAUAUCAUAACAAAGUUUUGACUGCAAUACUCGAUUGUAAAUAAGUAAACAGAAUAUUAGCUUGGUGCAAAAGUUUACUGUCAAUGCAUUUCAGAAAAUAUUUUUUUUCGAAAGUUUUGUCUACUAUGAUUAUAAUUUUAAAUUAAUGAUCUGAGUGGCAAGAAAAAUGUUAAUGAUUUUCUUCUGAUUUUUUGAAUGAAUCACAAUCUUUUUAGCAGAAAUUCAAUUUUAACUGUAUUAAAAUACCUAAAACACUUAGUUAACUAUAGCUCAAUUAACACUUACAAAUUUUAUUAUUUUUUAUUAUCACAAAGUAUGUUUUGAUAAUGUAAUAAAUAAUAAUAAGA